Messenger RNA from Geodia barretti, 906 nucleotides. NCBI's taxonomy places the organism in Eukaryota, Metazoa, Porifera, Demospongiae, Tetractinellida, Geodiidae. The record is from the annotation of a GenBank genome assembly.
CAAACCUGGUAGACAGAGAAUCCUUACCACAGAGUUAUCUUGUCAUUCAGGUCCGCCCGCACAGGGAAAGGAUUGAUCACGUGAGCGUUUGGCAAGGUCUGCGGGUCCAGUUCAGGGAGAACCUCGUGUUCCGUGGAGCUCCAGCGAGGAAGAGACUUGGCGUCAGUGAACUCGGGCCGCGCACCCAGCAAAUCAGCCAUCACAGUACCAGCUACUAGCUCUGAACACAAGCACCGCUCUUUUCUUCAACAAGAGAGGUCACCUGACGCAAUGACGUCACUAAAAGAAGGUGCACGUUAAUUAGAGCUAUACGCACGUGUGGAUUUCUCUGAGUUGCUGGAGAUGAGUAGCUACAAGAGUGGGUUUGGGAAUGGAGGAGUGGAUUACGGGGCAUCUCAGGAGAAGGGGCGGGUUAUGGAGCAAGUGCGGAGUCAGAUUGCAGUUGCUAACCUGCAAGAGAUGAUAAUGAAAAUGUCAGACAAGUGUUUCAGAAAGUGUGUAACAUCACCUAGUACCAGUCUUGAGAGCCGUGAACAGAAGUGUCUGGGUACCUGCAUGGACCGGUACAUGGAGACAUGGAACAUCGUAUCUCGAGCGUAUUCUGACAAACUGCGCAAGGACAGCGGACAGCACUAGCCACAACACUGUAUAAUACUGUUGUAUUGUGUGUCGAUGUAUACAUGUUCAAUUCUCCUGCACUAUGUGGUCUUCCUAUCAUGAGCACGGUGUCCUCUCCUGCUGUCCUCAUUCUUUAUAAACUCUUGCACAUCAUCAGUGAGUUUGAGAGGUGGGAUGACCACGCCCACAGCUGUUUCCACUUUCGGAGUGACCAUCUGGCGAUGAACCACCUGUACAUAUGACAUCAUAUGAAUUACACAACUGUUCUAUAGUACAUGUAAUGACUAA